Messenger RNA from Colletotrichum tamarilloi, 822 nucleotides. RefSeq lists its product as uncharacterized. The transcript has a single exon. Lineage: Eukaryota; Fungi; Ascomycota; Sordariomycetes; Glomerellales; Glomerellaceae. The record is from RefSeq and is a predicted model, not a curated record. The annotation marks the transcript as partial.
GCUCAAGAUUGGGCAGAAACUAGAAGAAUAACGUGGGACUUCUUCUCUUCUUUGCAUGAUCUCAACUUCAAAACGAUUCCAGAUCAAGCGAUUCGGCAUGGCUCUUCUCGACGCAAGUUGCCUCGGCCAUCUGACAAAGAAUGGGAGCUUCUCGCAACGUGGCUGCGCAAGCUCAAAGGGGGGAAUGGGUUUCUUGACAUGACAGGCAUAGAAGCAAUGACUUGGAAUUUAGCAAGCCAAGACGCUACCUUCAAUAUUGGGGAGUUAGCGGUCGAAACGCACAGGUUUACUCUAUUCAUGAACGGCAAAGUCGUUAACCUGUAUCACAGAGUGAUUGGACAACACAGGACGGCUAGCACCCGGUUCACACAAACCUCCCUCUGUACUCACAACGAGAAAAAGAUCUCGCGCUUCAGUGACAUCAUUCUUGCAACUCUGUCCGCUGCACUGCCAACUCUUGCAAUCCUCGUCUUGUACUUCCUGCAGAACAUGUUGCAUAGAAUAGGACUUGUCGUUGUCGUUACCAUGAUUUUCUCAUUCCUGUUUGCACUACUUACUAGGGCAAAGAUGGCUGAAAUCUUCGCGGCAGCGGCUGCCUUUGGGCUGUGGAGGUGGUCUACAUUGGUAGCGUGGCUUCUAACGACCCAGUCUGUGUAUGCUCAUCAUCUCAGUCCUAGGACGUCCAUCCGUCUGCGGGUAUUAGAGAUCGAAGUGAUAGAUUCGAGGAAGUUCAUUCUCUGUCUUUACAGCAAUGAAUCCUCUAUUUCUCGUAUGCCGUUGGAAUCUUUGUGUGAUUAUCUGGUAUUUUUCUAUCAGGCAUAG